CCGAAAAUGAGUGGAAUGAAAAUAAAAGAUUCGAUAUUUGAGGAAGAAAAAGAAGAAUUUCCUUGGGACGAAAAUGCCUUAAAAUCUUUUAAAAAUCUUCUCAAAGACCAACGCAUUACGUGUCUCAUGGAUGACAUUUUCCUGCUCGGAUUUCUACGUGCUACAGAAUAUGAUUUGCCAAGUUCUCUCCAGUUGCUUAAGAAUUAUUAUAACACACGAGUAAAUUAUCCGCAAUACAUUAAAAAUCUUCUUCCUUCGAAAAUGGAAGAAGUUUUAAACAUGAAUAUUUUGCAAUUUUUGCCAAAACCCGAUCAGAACGGAAGUUAUAUUUACUUUUUCCGAUUUGGCAAUUGGGAUACGUCUGUUGCAAAUGGAAUUGAUGUAGUACGUGUUAUACUGCUUAUCCUGGAUCUUCAAUUAAAUUUACAUCGAACUCAAGAAAAGAAAAUCACUUGUAUCGUAGACGGCGAGGGAUUAUCUUUGUCACAUUUCUAUAAUUACACGCCAAGAAUCAUGAAUACUUUCGCCGCAAUUGCUCUUGUAAAUAGCGUUUUCUAUUGUUAAAAUUAUAUACAUUUA
This is a messenger RNA of Centruroides sculpturatus (bark scorpion), 579 nucleotides long. RefSeq names its product alpha-tocopherol transfer protein-like. The coding region runs from base 7 to 564 and encodes 185 amino acids. The transcript has 3 exons. Gene Ontology annotation, molecular function: phosphatidylinositol bisphosphate binding. The record is from RefSeq and is a predicted model, not a curated record. Gene Ontology annotation, cellular component: membrane. NCBI's taxonomy places the organism in Eukaryota, Metazoa, Arthropoda, Arachnida, Scorpiones, Buthidae.